AUGGUCGAGUUCCCGGAUCCUCCUGCGCAAAGCGAAACGAAGAACGGUCCGAAGGGGCUGAGGCGGCGCGCCAGGGCUUGUAUUACUUGUCGAAUCAGGCGUGUAAAGUGUGACUAUGCCACCCCAUCCUGCAACAGGUGCCUCAGCACAGGACGUAAAUGCGAUGGCUACCCAGCGCUCCCGGGAAAGAGACAAGAUCCACCUCCCGCGGCCCUUCUGGUGGUGAUCAACUCUCCUGGGCUUGUUAGCUCGCAAUGCGACCGUGAAGCCGUGACGGCAUUCAAAUUCUUCGUUCAAUUCUGUGCCCCGGGCAUGCUGAACUACGGGAGCUACUACUUCUGGAACGAGCAGGUGCUACAAGCCUGCCAUGUUGACGAGAGCAUCAAGCAUCUCACCAUCGCUGCCUCCAGACUGGGAAAGUAUCGAAUGUUUCAGCAGCAGCAGCAGCCCUGCAGGCAGGCCCCUUCGGAUCAGGACACCGUCUUUCUCUGGCACUAUGGCAAAGCGCUGAAGCUACUCAGCCGAAGCAAGAACCCGGAUCCGGGCUUCCUGCUCAUGGCCUGCCUGCUCUUGGUCCUGUGCGACGAGUUCCAGGAGAACCCGUUCGCGGCCAUUCAGCAUGUCAUCGCUGGUCGGAAGAUCCUCGCGGCAUACCGGCUCACAGGCCUUUCGCCCUCAACCCAGCGCAGCACCGGCAGCAACGCUGCAGCCAUCGUGGAACUCGACCAGAUCUUCUCCAGGCUCGAGCUGCACACUAGCGAGCUCUACACCAUGUCCAGACCGCAGUCGAGGUCUUGGUGGCCGUCAUUCUGUAAGGGAGAAUCCGCUGUUGUCACCACGGACAACUUCCCGCUAUACUACCCGUCACUAGACCCGAGACAGCUCUGGACACUCAUUGAAGAUGCCGCGCGGGCCCUUCAAGAAAUCGGCUUUGAAUGCAUGGCGCUGCAACUCGACGGGCCGCCUCCACAGACGAGGUUCCAGAUCGUUCCCGACCUGACGGCGAAGCUCAACACGUGGCUCGACAAGCUCGCGGCCUUCGAGUCCAGCAUGCACGCGUACCUCACGUCUGCAAUGCUCACGGACCUGCACCUGCUAACGACGUACCACCUGUGCCUGCACGUGCUGUCGCGGUGCGCGCCCUUCAGGCAGGGAGGAGAAGCCGCCUUCGAUGCGUACCCGGGAACGCUUGAGCACGUCGUCGUGAGCUGCAGCCUCCUGAUGCGGCGCCGGCGCGCAAGGCUCAUGCCUAUGCUGUUCCUGGUCGCCACGCGCUACCGCAACGCCAGCUUCCGCCGCAGGGCCAUCGACAUGCUCCGCCAGUGCGGCCUGGAUGGGCAGGUCCUCGCCAAGAUCGCUCUCCGUGUCGUCCGCCUCGAGGAGUCCGGCCUCGUUGCACCGAUCGUAUCCUCCGACGUUCCCCCCGCGAACCGCAUCAGACUGGUCGACGUGGGCUUUGACAGUGCCGGCACAGGCUCGUAUCUUUUGCGCUUCACCCGCCAUCCUUACCGCACUUCUAGCGGUGGCCAUGAUGGAAACGAAGACAAAAGCAGUGUUCCGUUCGAGCAUACCGCCCUUUCAACCCAAGCGUGCUUCUGGCCUGUUCCGUCCCCACCCCAGACGUCUUCACAUGCAACCGGACUGCUCGAUACCGUGCUGAGAUUUGACUUUAUGGCAUUUUGGAACGAGGAGGACCCGGCAUUCACUCUCCCGGCAGGCUUUGAUCUAGGUUGA
Messenger RNA from Fonsecaea multimorphosa CBS 102226, 1734 nucleotides. RefSeq lists its product as uncharacterized. NCBI's taxonomy places the organism in Eukaryota, Fungi, Ascomycota, Eurotiomycetes, Chaetothyriales, Herpotrichiellaceae. Gene Ontology annotation, biological process: regulation of DNA-templated transcription. The transcript is spliced from 2 exons. The record is from RefSeq and is a predicted model, not a curated record. Gene Ontology annotation, molecular function: DNA-binding transcription factor activity, RNA polymerase II-specific; zinc ion binding. Bases 1 to 1734 code for a protein of 577 amino acids.